This is a messenger RNA of Trichomonas vaginalis G3, 1066 nucleotides long. RefSeq names its product organellar and viral DNA polymerase type B. The record is from RefSeq and is a predicted model, not a curated record. The transcript has a single exon. NCBI's taxonomy places the organism in Eukaryota, Parabasalia, Trichomonadida, Trichomonadidae. The annotation marks the transcript as partial.
AUGUAUCGGAAGUUGUCUAAGUUAGAACACUCGGAAAUAAAACAACUUCUUACAGAAGCUAAUAUAGAUGUUGCAAAGCAUUACGCAACAAACAAAAAAGCACUCGCUGACAUCCUCAAUGACUAUAAUGGUGCAAUAAGUUAUGAUAGAAUUCAUGAGUUCAUAAAGCCGCAACGCGGCGAGGACGAAGUCCAUGCAAGAGCAUUUCCUUUAAAUGACAUUGCUAUUGACUUAUAUCAUAGACGUUCAGUACCUCAUGAAGUAAGAAGAGAGAUGUUUGACAUAACAAAUGCAAACGUUGGUCAUACUCGUAAAGCUCUUUCGCAUGAAGUAAGAAGAGAGAUGUUUGACAUAACAAAUGCGAACGUUGGUGAAACACGAAAGAGAGAUGACACACUGAAACAACAGAGAAGAGAGAUGUUUAAAAGUGCUAUAGAACAAGUUCGCAAAGCUAACGAUGUCAUUCGUUCCAUUGACGACAAACCAAAAGAAGGUGAGAGAUGGUUAAAGAAAGAUGAAGAGAAUAGGAAGAGAAAUGUGAAGUCAGGCAAUAGACUCAUUGACUUUAACAUCGAAGCUUUAGAUGAACCAAACAGAGACUACUUACACAAACAUUUUGGUAAGGUUUUCAUGAGACUCUUAGAGAAAAUUAAAAUAAACUCCCAACAGAGAUGGAUGGUAUGUUAUAAACUUGGUGGAAAGUAUGAAUGUUCUACGUUAAACCUCAAUAAUAUUGGAACAUUACUACAUCAGCUCUUGAAGGAGAACUUUAUAUCAGAGAUAGAAGCAAAUGCCGCAGGUAUUGUUGAAAUGCACUAUGACUUCUUCUUGACAAACAUAAAGAAUCUUACCGAAAUAAAGAUGUAUGAUUUAACAGAAUAUGAAGGCUUAACGAUGUCAGAUGUAAAGAAAGGCAAACCAAAAAAGAGACCAUAUAGAGAUGAAAGCACACUGACAAAUGACCAGAAAGCCAUUUUGGAAGCUCUUAAGCAAACAGGAAACCCAGCACUUAUAGAAAGCUUUUGGAAAGAUAAUGGUGAAAAGAAGUUUUAUAAGAAGAGAAGCG